AAAAAACAAGAUUGAUCAGUAAGUAUGACCCUGCUGUCAGUAAGGGGCAGAGCUGCUCUGGGGAGGUCAAGGCUGGAGCUGUACCCCACGUCCCUUCGGCUUCUUCCUCUCAUAAACUUCCAGGAGAGCAAUCACACUUGCUCUUGAGUCAGAAGCUCCGCUGAGAGGAAGGCUGCAAGAGCCACAGUCUGUACAAGGACUUUCAAGCCUCUGUACAUUGAGUGGUGGCUCUUCCUUGGCUCAGUGGGAUGUUCCAGUACUUGUUUUUCUGUAUUUACUUUGUCGUUCAGCUCCAGCCGGUGUCUUCGAUGGCCCUGGACCCCUGCUCCGCCUACAUCAGCCUGAACGAGCCCUGGCGGAACACGGACCACCGGAUCAACGGCUCCCACGGGCAGCCCACGUGCGACAGCGGCAUCGACGGCGAGUGGUACCGCUUCACGGGCAUGGCCGGCGACGCCAUGCCCACCUUCUGCAUCCCCGAGAACCACUGCGGCACCCACGCUCCCAUCUGGAUGAACGGCAGCCACCCGCGCCAGGCCGACGGCGUCGUCCGGCGCCAGGCCUGCGCCAGCUUCAGCGGCAACUGCUGCCUCUGGAACACCAGCAUCGAGGUCAAGGCCUGCCCGGGAGGCUACUACGUGUACCACCUCACCAAGCCCAGCGUCUGCUUCCACGCCUACUGCGGGCAUUUUUAUGACAUCUGUGAUGUGGUGGACUGCCAGGGCUCCUGCCUGGACACCGGUGACUGCACGUGUUCCCCGGGUACGACGCUGGGACCUGAUGGCCAGACGUGCCUUGAUGAAAAUGAGUGUGAGCAGAACAACGGAGGCUGCAGUGAGUUCUGUGUUAACCUGAAGAAUUCCUUCCGCUGCGAGUGCGGCGUUGGGCGCACGCUGGGAAGUGAUGGGAAAACCUGUGAAGAAAUUGAAGGCUGUCACAAUAACAACGGAGGCUGCAGCCACACCUGCAUUGAAGUGGAAGACACCUACCAGUGUGAAUGUCCCAGAGGACUUGUUCUGUCAGAAGACAACCACACUUGCCAAGUUCCAGUGCUGUGCAAGUCCAGCUCUAUUGAGGUGAACAUCCCAAAGGACCUGGUUGGAGGCCUGGACCUUUCCCUCAUCAACACUUCGUGCAAAGGCGUGUCCAAUGGCACUCAUGUCAACAUCCAUUUCUCCCUGAAGUCCUGUGGUACUGUUGUAGAUGUAAUAAAUGAUAAAAUCAUUGCCACCAACCUGGUGACUGGCUUGCCCAAGCAGACCCCGGGGAGCAAUGGGGACAUCAUUGUCCGCACCAGCAAGCUGCUGAUCCCGGUGACCUGCGAGUUCCCGCGCCGCUACACCAUCUCCGAGGGCUACGUGCCCAACCUCAAGAACUCUCCCUUGGAAAUCAUGAGCCGCAACCAGGGCAUCUUCCCCUUCACUCUGGAGAUCUUCAAGGACAAAGACUUUGAUGAGCCCUACAGGGGUGCUCUUCCCACCCUCAAGCUUCGGGACUCGCUGUACUUUGGGAUUGAGCCCUUGGUGCACGUCAGUGGACUGGAGACGCUGGUGGAGAGCUGCUUCGCCACUCCCACCUCAAAAAUUGAUGAGAUCCUGAAGUACUACCUGAUUCAGGAUGGCUGCGUUUCUGAUGAUUCCGUGAAGCAGUACACGUCAAAGGACCAUCUUGCCAAGCAUUUCCAGGUUCCUGUGUUCAAGUUUGUGGGCAAAGACAACAAGGAGGUGUUCCUGCACUGCCGCAUCCUCGUGUGCGGGGCGCUGGACGAGACCUCGCGCUGCGCCCAGGGCUGCCGGAGACGCGCGCGCAGGUCGGCCGAGCAACGGGAGGAGGAGCAGGAGGAGGAAUCCCUUCACAUGGCUAACCACGUCCUGACAGGAGGCCCCAUCAGAAUCGACUUUGAGGACUGACACCCACCCUCUGGAACAGCAUUCCUGGCCUCCCUUAUCACUGCCUUCUGUUGUUGUUCUUCUCUGUUGAGAAACGAGAGGUAUUUGUUAGAGCCCUGCUUGAACCUCAGGACUCAUUUCCUUAACUCUGUGGUGAUUAUUUGUGAAGUAUUCUGUGCACACAAGGCAGCCCUUGGAGUGUGACCCGGACUGCAGAACAGUUUGGUUUUGUCUGCAUUUCUUCCCGACAGCCCUUCAGCUGAAGGGACCCUGUUUCUUUGCAGGCCAGAAGUGUUACCCAACUUUGUCUUUCCCCACAUCCACCUACAGGCCCCAGGACUGUUUGUCCUUGACUAAACAAAUGUUAUCCAAGCCCUUCUUGCAUCAGACAGUACAAACAGUAUCGUAGCUGAGCGUGUUUGCUCUGCAACUCUGUGAGUGAUGCCGAAGCUUUCGGGUGACUGUCAAUAAAAAUGUGUAUAAAAUAUAUCUCAUCAUGUGUAAGUUCCUUGGAGCACUGCAAUUGUCAUUACAGGCAGCUUAAAGCUCACAUCUGUCACGGGUACAUUUAAAUGGGAUUUUAAAUAGCAAAAGAGAUUUGAUUUUUUUUUUAAGUGGCUUUUGAUAAUUGCAUGAAGUUUAAUAGAGUUUCCUCCUGUAUUUAGUGUAUCCUCCUCCCUCUUCUCCCACCACCAAAAAUGCCUUUCCUAGGUGCUAUGGCACCUUCAUUGUAAGAGAAACGCCAUUAAACAUCUCUAAACACCCCCCUCCCAUGCAUGCUGCUGCCAAGUGUUUGUUUGGAAGUUGUGAUGCAUUGCCCUGGUUAGAGAGGCCGUGGUUCCAACAAAGGAUUAGAGGAAUGCAGGUUAAUUAUUUAUAGCAGUCCAUGGCAAUGUGGGCAGUUCUCAGGACAGGG
Molecule: messenger RNA, 2805 nt
Organism: Pseudopodoces humilis (Tibetan ground-tit)
Lineage: Eukaryota; Metazoa; Chordata; Aves; Passeriformes; Paridae
Gene: OIT3
Product: oncoprotein induced transcript 3
Molecular function (GO): calcium ion binding
Source: RefSeq, a predicted model, not a curated record